Messenger RNA from Aspergillus glaucus CBS 516.65, 1668 nucleotides. RefSeq lists its product as uncharacterized. The record is from RefSeq and is a predicted model, not a curated record. The coding region runs from base 1 to 1668 and encodes 555 amino acids. The transcript is spliced from 3 exons. Lineage: Eukaryota; Fungi; Ascomycota; Eurotiomycetes; Eurotiales; Aspergillaceae.
AUGCACUUCUCAGCGGCAUCGUUGUUACUGGCCAUUGCGCCGGCCUGCUUUGCGUCUAAGCUUCCGGUGGUUGACCUUGGAUACGAGCUGCACCAAGCUCUUUCCUUUAGCGAGUCUUAUGGCACUUACAACUUCAGCAACAUCCGCUAUGCCGCUCCCCCCGUCGGUGACCUUCGAUUCCGCGCACCAGUCUCCCCAGCAAAGAACCGCAGCGAAGUGCAAACCGGCGCGCAAGGUCGUGUCUGCCCCCAGGCGCAGCCUGUUUGGAGUGAGGACAUUGCUCCAGCCUUCCUUGUCAGCGCUUUGACGGGAACGCAGUUCAACCAGUCCACCAAUAUCUCAUCCUACCCCUACGUGCCGCAGCAACAAGACCCUCGGACUACGGAGGACUGUCUGUUCUUGGAUGUGAUCGCCCCGAAGAAGAUCUUUGAUCGCGCGCAGAACAAGACGUCGGUUCCUAAGAAGUCCUUGGCUCCCGUGUUGGUUUGGAUUUAUGGUGGUGGAUAUACGGUUGGAGAGAAGACUUCGUACGAUCCUAGAGGUCUGAUUCAGCGGAGUCAGAAGAACGGAGAGGGUAUUAUCUAUGUCGCUUUGAACUACCGACUUGGUGCCUUUGGUUGGUUAGCUGGUGAUACCCUCACCGCUAAUGGCACGGCGAAUGGUGCACUUCACGACCAAAGACUAGCCCUGGAAUGGGUGAAGGAGAGCAUUCACCUCUUUGGAGGUGAUUCGGACCGCGUCACUGUGAUUGGGGAGUCUGCAGGAGGAGGAUCCAUCCUCCACCAGAUUACUUCUUACGGAGGCAAGGGUGGACAACUGCCGUUCCAGCAGGCUAUUCUCCAAAGCCCUGGGUGGUAUCCCCUCCCUACCGACGAGCAGCAGGAGGCCUCCCUUCAACAGUUCCUGGGUCUCCUCAAUGUUAGCACGGUGGAGGAGGCUCGUAAGCUUCCUACUGCGAAGCUGGUUGCCGCCAACGCGAAACAAAUAUACAGAUCUCCAUACGGAACUUAUACCUACGGACCAGCUGUUGAUGGUACCUUUGUGCCCAAGAUGCCUGGAGAACUGCUGCUCGAAGGCAAUUUCCACAAGAACCUGAGCCUUAUGGUCGGCCACAAUUCCAACGAGGGCCUGCUCUUCACACCACCUACCAGCGUCAACAGCAACAGCUAUGCAGGCCUCCUCGAGGCUGACUUGCCCGAAAUCCAGCAGAACGUCUCCAACUACAUCUCCAACGUUCUGUAUCCACCUGUCUACAACGGCACAUACGGAUACACGAACCCUGUCUUGCGAUUCGCAACGACCCUCGCAGACAUCGUCUUCCAGUGCAACACCGACUAUCUCAACCGCGCUUUCCUCAACCAGACGUACGCAUACCUGUUCAGUGUGCCCCCUGGAUUGCAUGGCUCGGACCUGGAGUAUACUUUCUACAACCCUGCAGCCAACUCGACCGUUACGAGCAAGAAUGUGGCGCUUGCAUUGCAGGAUUACAUCACUAGUUUUGCGGAGACGGGUGCGCCCAAGUCGAGCGUUGGUCCUGCGUUUGAGAAACAUGGCAAGAAGCAGCAGAUUCUGAACUUGGGUGUUUCGAACAUUACAACUGCCCAUGAUCCGACUGCGAACUCACGUUGUCUGUUCUGGCAGGAUGCGCCGUAUUAUGAGCACUCUUGA